CUCCCUGUGUCACGUAUAGACAGAGGUCAUCUGAUGGUUUGACUAAGUUGAUUACUUCAUAACCUCUGUAGUAAAAGACGUUGUAYUUGUGUUAAAGGAAAAGGGUCGAUGAGGUGGUUGGYAUUAUUACAGGYAUAAGAACAAUUCUCUAGAAAGCCACUGUUCAUCAAUCAUGGGCGCCGAAUGGAAAAAGAAUMUUUCGUCAAUAAUAUUAUGGUUUGUCUGUUGCGCGAUGUAUCUAAGCAUUGGAAUGGUGAUCUUUGUAGCUAUCGAAGCAGAAAACACUGAUAAAAUCAUAGCAGAGAAAACCAAACUACRACAGGAUAUACGUCAAGCAAUUCAGAGCAAGAUGAACUUCAGCAAAGAAGAGUUUGACAUUUUCAUGAAGACAAUCUCCGAUGCUUAUUCYGCCGAUCCAAAAGAGUGGACCUAUCCGAGUGCUUUUGCGUUAUCUUUACAAACAAUUACUACAAUAGGAUAUGGCGUCAUCGCUCCAUUGACCACUGGUGGUCGUGUAUUCUGUAUUUUCUACUCYUUGUUUGGAAUACCGCUGGUUGCACUAUUACUGCAGGCUACRGGGAAUGCCCUAUUUGGGCUCAUUCGAUCUGCAAUUGUAAUCAUUGAAAAGAAAAUCAAGAAAACGCCAGAAGCGCAAAAUGCUGAGUUCAAAUCUUUAGUUGYCUCAUUCAUWCUACUGUGGCUUGUUAUUCUCAUUUUUGCCGCUAUCGAGGAAGAUUACUUCGAGGGARUUUAUGGGUGGUUUAUUACCUUGACAACUAUUGGCUAUGGUGACGUCAUACCAGGCAAAGGCUAUACUGCAACCUUUAUUUGGGUACGGAUCCUUUUUAUGCUGGUUGGCUUAAGUUUCACUGCUAGUAUUCUUAAUUCCUUAGGWUCCUGGAUCAGUGAAUCUCGGAACAUGAAACUGUGUAAAUGUUUUAAAUCUAGCACGAAACAGGAAUGGUCCGGUGAAGUGAAAAUGAACGAAMACACUGAAACUACAGGGACAUAUCGCAAAAACGAUGCUAUAUAGUACUGUCUAAGUUAUUUGUAUUCACAUAUGCACCAUGAGACAAUGAGGUCUGACGUCGUGCUAUCGUCCCUUUGAACCAUAUAGUUGUUGAUCUGUAUCGACCCAAAUACAUUUUUAUAUGUGGAUCCAGCCAUAAGAAAAGGUCCGAUAACACGCAAUUUACAUCCACUAAUAAAAACACAUCAAUCCCCAACAUCAAGUACAAAAAAAAGGAAAAGAAAGAAAUUAUACUAGGCAAACAAACAUAUCUUUGCUGAGGAAACAUCAAUUUUAGUGACUUGUUUUGACCAAGACAGGGAGAUUGCAUAGCAUGCUAUCCAGGAUAGGUUUAGUAUUAACGUUAACAAUGUUUAUUUUAGUGCCAGCAAGUUUGUCAGUGUCUUAUUUACAGCUUUGUGUAUUGAGGCAAUUACGUUCAUGGAACUGAAACGAUUGUAAUUUAUUUCAAAAAUAUGGACAAUUGUAUGUUCCUGUAUCACUGUAUCAUUUAAAAAUAGCUAAUAAACUACUUCCAGUGUUUCUAUGGCGUACGUGCUUAGUCAGCAUAAACUUGGAGGUUUAUAUAUUCAACAAUAAAUACAGACUCAAGAGUAACUUACUACCAAAACUUUGUAAACAAAGAUGCACCUAUAGCUAAGAAAGUGGACCCAUGCUCGGAAUCACACAUUCUGCUACAGCCCGAGUUAACGCUCACAGAGUGUCAAAUUUGGUUUUGAAAAACAACAACAACAACAACAACAACAAACUCCAGCUUUUAAAAUAGUCACGCAAAAUGAAUGCAAAUCGAAGAGAUUGAACAAAAGUUUUCAAGGUGUUGAAAGAAUUAGUUGAAAAAAAUUGAAUUUUCUAUUUUGUUCCAUAUGAACAUAUCGGGAAAACUGUGGAACCAUCAGCUCCCGAGCGGUAACUGCAAAGCUUUGACCAUAUUUUUAGCGCUAUUCUAAUGAUUGAUAAGAGUACCCACCAUAGAAAUUUUU
Molecule: messenger RNA, 2010 nt
Organism: Exaiptasia diaphana
Lineage: Eukaryota; Metazoa; Cnidaria; Anthozoa; Actiniaria; Aiptasiidae
Product: two pore potassium channel protein sup-9
Exons: 2
Coding region: 173-1033 (286 amino acids)
Biological process (GO): stabilization of membrane potential; potassium ion transmembrane transport
Cellular component (GO): membrane
Molecular function (GO): potassium ion leak channel activity
Source: RefSeq, a predicted model, not a curated record